AUGUCUUCACCACUUAAAAGAACCCUUAGCAGCACCGGCCGAUCAAUCAGUCCUCCUGCUCUGAAGAGAAAGAUCCCACGUUUACCAGAACACGUGGUCAGCACGCGCGAUGAUCCUACAGACCAGUUUCGAAUCUUCAGUUGGAAUGUAAAUGGUGUCGGGCCACUACUCCAGAAGCAAUUGUCCUUCGGGUCUGUCUCGCUUGCUCCACUGAGAGCCUUCCUGAAACGACAUCAAUGGCCUCAUUUUCUUUGUCUUCAAGAAGUCAAGAUCAAUCUGAAAGACACUGCCACCCAAAGACGACUUCAGGCGGCAGCUAACGAAGGUGUCAAGCCCGAUGAGCCCACUUACGCUGUUCAAUUUUCUCUCCCACGAGACAAACACAACGCUACGGGUUUCGGUGGGAAAGUGCAUGGGGCCGCCACAUUGAUUCGUGAGGAUUUCACCUCAAAUCUUCGGGUGACCCGACGUCCCGAUUGGGAUUUGGAAGGCCGAGUCUUGAUACACGAAUUAAAGAUUGGUUUGGUGAUCAUCAAUGGAUACUGGGUGAACGGAACGUCCAACCCUUAUCGAGAUCCAGAUACGGGCCAAGUCAUUGGCACAAGACAUGAUCACAAAUUGCGCUUUCAUGAACGGAUGCUGGACGAGACACUCCGACUCGAAAACGAAGGAAACCAUGUGGUGCUAAUAGGCGACAUGAACAUCGCCCGAGCAAGAAUCGACGGCUAUCCGAACCUGCGCACUUCACCUGUACAGCACGUCAAGAACCGUGCAGAUUUCAACGCCAAGUUCUUUACCGACGGGAAUGGUAUGCGAGGUAUCGAUGUAUUCAGACACUUCCAUGGAGAUACCCGGAAAUACACUUAUUAUCCUCGUGGCAGGCAUUGGGGAGAAAGCUGCGACCGAGUUGACCUGAUCAUUGUCAGUCGAUCUUUGGUAGACCAGGUCGACGCUGUUGCUGCCACUGAUAUAUGCGACAACGCCCUGGAUCGAGGGCAUUCCGACCACGUACCACUCUGGGUAUCCCUUGUCUCUUCCAAACUGCCAUUGAAGACAGCAGGACCGGCACGAGACUGA
Molecule: messenger RNA, 1077 nt
Organism: Exophiala xenobiotica
Lineage: Eukaryota; Fungi; Ascomycota; Eurotiomycetes; Chaetothyriales; Herpotrichiellaceae
Exons: 1
Coding region: 1-1077 (358 amino acids)
Biological process (GO): base-excision repair
Cellular component (GO): nucleus
Molecular function (GO): DNA-(apurinic or apyrimidinic site) endonuclease activity; double-stranded DNA 3'-5' DNA exonuclease activity; phosphoric diester hydrolase activity
Source: RefSeq, a predicted model, not a curated record